Messenger RNA from Thrips palmi, 710 nucleotides. Its product is annotated as MD-2-related lipid-recognition protein-like. NCBI's taxonomy places the organism in Eukaryota, Metazoa, Arthropoda, Insecta, Thysanoptera, Thripidae. Gene Ontology annotation, molecular function: sterol binding. The record is from RefSeq and is a predicted model, not a curated record. The transcript has 4 exons. The coding region runs from base 111 to 611 and encodes 166 amino acids. Gene Ontology annotation, biological process: sterol transport.
GCUAAGCGCGGGCCACUGCCCACUUUGCACGCGUCGGUCGGCGGGUCGCGACGGUCUGUCCAUUCCUCUCCGCAAAUCGUCCCGCUGAGCGAGUGAGCGCGCAGAGCACAAUGGCCCUCAAGUGGAGCAACAUCCUGGCGGUGACGUUGGCGGCCCUGCUGUUCGCGGGGGUCGCGUUCGCGGACGUGGUCGAGUUCCGCAGCUGCGACGAGAACGUGGACGAGACCUUCGGCGAGCCCAUCCAGAGGAACUGCACCAUCAACGCCGUGAGCGUCACUCCCUGCCCAGAGGCGGCCGAGGGCAAGCCCUGCAAGAUCAAGCGCGGGAACAGCGUCUCCCUGGCAGUGGACUUCACCCCGCUUUACGCCGACCAGGAGCUGACCGGCAGGGCUUACUGGGCCAACCAGCUGGUUGACCUGCCUCUCUUGGGCAUGGACACCAACGCUUGCAACUACACCUCCUGCCCCAUCAAGGCCAACCAGAAGCAGACCUACGACUACAAACUUGAAAUCUCCAACUUCUUCCCUGUGAGAGCUUAUGACGUCAAGUGGAAGCUGUGGAACGACAACACUGAGUGCUGCUUCCUCAUAGGCAUUAAGCUGCUUCGUUAGAAUUGAACUAAACAUUUCAAGAGAACCAUUCUAAAUUAUUCAACCCUUUUUUUACAACAUUGCACCCAUCCCCUACUAUUAAAAAAAGCCCUGCUGAAA